AUGAGUCAAGACUUUUUCAAGGAAUGCAGAGACAUUCUGGAUGAACACCACGAUAGAAGAGAACGUAUUAUAAAAGUGUCUAGAGAUAUUACUGCUUCAAGCAAAAAGAUGAUAUUUGCACUUCACAGAGCCAUCAAUCAAGCGGGCGGUGACCGUACAAAAGCAAAGUUCAAGGAAGCAGAAACCAAGUUGAAGGAAAUCAUGGCCUUGUUUAAGAAGCUAUCUGUUGAUAUACAGGGAUUGAACUACUUUAGAUACGCAAGAAGUUUCUCGGGCGCCUUUGAAGAGUUUGUUGAAGCAGUGGCAUUCCAUCAUUAUUUACUACACGAAAAAGUCAUUACAAAACAAGAAAUAGAUACUUAUUUUGAAGAUGAAGAGAACGGAAAGUGGUUAAGCGUCAGAGGUGAAGACUAUAUUCUUGGCUUAGGUGAUUUGACAGGUGAACUUAUGAGAUACGCAAUCCAAAUUGUAUCUUCUGGAAAAUAUGAACAAGCCAUGACUAUUUGCAAAACCUUGAGAGAGAUUGAUCAAGACUUCGAAUUGAUUGCAAGCGCAUAUUUACCUAUUUUACAUAAAAAGAUGGGAGCCUUGAGAGCAAGCAUUAAGAAAGUAGAGCAAGCGUGCUACACGUUUCAAAUAAGAGGAAGCGAGUAUCCAAAAGAAAUGUACAUGACAAUCAUUAAAAAUCAUCAAGAAAACUAUGAACAACAACAGCAGCAACAGGAAGAAUAA
This is a messenger RNA of Rhizopus microsporus ATCC 52813, 732 nucleotides long. Its product is annotated as Translin. Gene Ontology annotation, molecular function: sequence-specific DNA binding; RNA endonuclease activity; RNA binding. NCBI's taxonomy places the organism in Eukaryota, Fungi, Mucoromycota, Mucoromycetes, Mucorales, Rhizopodaceae. The coding region runs from base 1 to 732 and encodes 243 amino acids. The record is from RefSeq and is a predicted model, not a curated record. Gene Ontology annotation, cellular component: cytoplasm; nucleus. The transcript has 9 exons.